AUGGCAAUCAAGAAACCAGGUCUAGUUUUAAACGAAAAUGAAAAGUUACUGGAUAGAAUCGAAAAGCUUGAUUUAAACGAAUCAAAUAUAUUAAAUACAGAUUACAUUGCAAAUAAAUUAAGGACAUCAUAUCCCGAAUAUAACAGAAAACCAUUAAAAGGAUUUUUACAAAUGGUAGAAAAAGCCAUGCAAACACUUAUAAAUAAUUUAUCAUCAGCUUCAGAAGAGGAGGACGAUAAAAUGGACGAUGAAAAAGAUUGUGAAAUUAUAUCACCACCAGCACCAGUUGAAAAUAAUAAAAUAAACGAAUCAUUAGUAUCAUCAUAUAAACAAAACCAACAACCACAACCACAAACCCAAACACAAGCACAAGCACAAUUAGCAAAUGGCAAAAGAAAUAGAGAUGAUAAUGUAAAUAAUACAGCUACAAAUAUAGAUAAUAUUAAUGUAAAUAACAAUACACCAAAUACAAAACCAAAAAAAAAAGUUAAAAAUUCAACAAGCAACAAUAGUUUCCCAUUUUCACAAAAUAAACAACAACAACAACAAGGUGAUAAAGAAGAAAACGCACAAUCAUUGAUUCCAACUAUUACAUUCCAAAACUUGGGUGGUGUUGAAUCAUGUUUAAGAGAAAUUAGAGAACAUAUCGAAUAUCCAAUUUGUCACCCAGAGAUUUAUUCACAUUUAGGUGUAGAACCACCAAGAGGUAUUCUUUUACAUGGUCCAUCAGGUUGCGGUAAAACUUUAUUGGCAAAAGCAAUAGCAGGUGAAUUAAAAGUACCAUUGUUUGCAAUUUCUGCAACUGAAAUUACAUCAGGUGUAUCAGGUGAGUCAGAAGCCAGAAUUAGACAGUUAUUUAGUAGCGCAAUUGCUCAAGCACCCUCAAUUAUAUUUAUUGAUGAAAUUGAUGCUAUUGCACCAAAAAGAGGAUCUGCAUCAAAAGAUAUGGAAAGAAGAAUUGUUUCACAAUUAUUGACAUGCAUGGAUAGUUUAAAUUAUUUAUCACAGCAAGCAAAUAGUAAUGAUGGUGCAUCAAAUGGUAAUAUUGAUCCAGAUAUUUUAGAAAUUGAUAAUAUUUCAACCGAUCAAAUUAACGAUAUUAAAAAUCUCAAAAAAGGUCAUGUUGUUGUUAUUGGUGCUACCAAUAGACCCGAGUCAUUGGAUACAGCUUUGAGAAUUGGUGGUAGAUUUGACAAGGAAAUUUGUUUAGGUAUUCCAGAUUCUGCAGCAAGAUGUAAAAUAUUGAAGGUCAUCACCUCAAAAAUGAGAUUAACACCAAAUUUCGAUUACGAAGAAAUAGCAACUCUUACUCCAGGUUAUGUAGGUGCUGAUAUAAAUUUAUUAGUUAAAGAGGCUGCAACCAAUUCAGUAAAUAGAAUUUUCAACUUGGGUCACGAUAAUGACGAGGGUUUAUCAAAAACACCUCUACAAAAAGAUCAAUUAAAGGAUUUAUAUAUAGAAAUGACCGAUUUUAAAAAAGCUUUAAAGAAGGUUGUUCCAGCAGCUAAAAGAGAAGGUUUUGCUACCAUUCCAAAUGUUACUUGGGACGAUGUUGGUGCUUUAAAUGGAGUUAGAGAAGAGUUAACCAAUUCAAUUCUUAGACCAAUUAAAUUCCCAAAGAAAUACAAAGAUAUGGGUAUCGAUUCACCAGCAGGUGUUUUAAUGUAUGGUCCACCAGGUUGUGGUAAAACUUUAUUAGCUAAAGCUAUCGCUAAUGAAUGCCAAGCUAAUUUUAUCUCUGUCAAAGGUCCAGAGCUUUUAAAUAAAUAUGUUGGUGAAUCUGAACGUGCUGUUCGUCAAGUGUUCCAACGUGCUGCUGCUUCAUCACCAUGUGUUAUCUUUUUCGAUGAGUUUGAUGCUUUGGCACCAAAGAGAGGUGGGGAUGGUGGUAAUCAAGCUACUGAACGUGUCGUAAAUCAAUUGUUAACUGAAAUGGAUGGUUUAGAGAAACGUUCCGAAGUAUUCAUUAUCGCUGCUACAAAUCGUCCAGAUAUUAUCGAUCCAGCAAUGUGUAGACCAGGUCGUCUUGAUAAAAUGGUUUAUGUACCAUUACCAACACCAGAAGAAAGAGUAGAAAUUCUUAAAACUCUUACACAAAAGAUUCCAAUUGAUCCAUUGGUCGAUUUGGUUAAAAUUGGUACAGAUACUCGUUGUCAUUCUUUCUCUGGUGCCGAUCUUUCAUUAUUAGUUAAAGAAGCUGCCAAUCAUGCCAUCUCAAGAGGUUUCGAAAAUAAAGAUAUUACAGAACAUACAAGUCAAUCUGAUGUUGUAAAUAUGGACGAUUUCAUUUAUUCAUUAAUUAAAAUAAAACCUUCAGUUUCAAGAAAAGAUGAAUUAAUGUAUGAUAAAUUAAAUAAUGAUAUAAAUAAAUCAAGAGAUAAGAAAAAUAAUAAUAAUAAUAAUAAUAAUAACAAUAACAAUAAUAUAAAUAAUAAUAUAAAUAAUAUAAAUAACAAUAGCAAUAAUAAUGGUGUAAUGAUGAGUUAA
Molecule: messenger RNA, 2487 nt
Organism: Dictyostelium purpureum
Lineage: Eukaryota; Evosea; Eumycetozoa; Dictyosteliales; Dictyosteliaceae
Exons: 2
Coding region: 1-2487 (828 amino acids)
Biological process (GO): ribosome biogenesis
Cellular component (GO): nucleus
Molecular function (GO): ATP binding; ATP hydrolysis activity; preribosome binding
Source: RefSeq, a predicted model, not a curated record